AUGGGUUUCAUGGAUUAUUUCAAGUUUCUCCCUGUGGAGAUAACAUUGGACAUUUUGACUCGUCUACAGGCAGAGACAGUCUUGGAUUCCAAAUCAGUCUGCAAAACCUGGAGAGAUCUUAUUUCUUAUCACCCAUCAUUCUCCAAGAUGCACCUAGAUCAUCAUCUUAAUCAUGCUGAUUCUGAUUCUGGUAAGCUGAGUUUUGUUGCUUUGUCUGAUAAUGAGAUUGGGUGUUCAAAAUUUUAUUUCUUCGAAUAUAACGAGAAUCAUGAUCAGUCAACAACACAACCCAUUGAAAGGAUUAGAAGAAUUAAUUUGAACACUCCAUUUAAGCCCUUCCGGAAUGUUUUUUCAUGUAAUGGUUUGAUCUGUCUUGAUCGCCAUCCAUUUUUAGGAGCACAACCUCAUUGUAUUUGUAACCCUAUCACCAAAGAAUACAUUGUGCUUCCAGAAAUUAAGACAGGUUAUUGUGAUCCUCCUUGGAGUGUUGAAUUCACUAGUGGAUUCGGUUACGUUUCUUCGACAAAUGAGUACAAAGUUGUAGGAAUCUAUAGGUCGGAGCCCAGGCAUAUGGAAGUCUACAUAUACACUCUAGGCAGUGGGAAUGGCUGGAGAAAUGUUGGAAAGUUCAGUUCUCAGUUCAGCUGUACAAUUCAUUGGGAUCAAGGUGCCUUUGUCAAUGGUGUUAUAUAUUGGAUGUGCAAUGAAUUAGAAAUUAUCUUAGUCUUCAAUUUGGCUGAGGAAAAGUUCAGUGAAGCUCUUUCACCGCCUCCUUUGCCACCAGACAGUAUUUGGCAGAAUAAUAGAAUAGGGGUUUUGAAUGGGUUUUUAUUUUACGCUAUUCAUCUAGUUGUUGAAGGAGCCGAAUGUUUUGACAUAUGGUUAUUGAAAAAGAAGGAUGGUAAACAUGGAACCAAAGAGCGAGACCAACAUCAGUCAUUGGUUUGGAAUAAAGAGUUCAGGGUAGACGAUGUCGAAUUGUUUGGGGUUACCAAGAGUAACGGUGUUUUAAUUUACACUAAUAACUAUCUAAACAUUUACGACACAAAAGCUUCAACCUCGAAAAGGAUUGUGGAUUUUAAAGAACGGUUUUGCGCAGUUAUCCCUCACAAGAACACCUUAGUUUCGUUGACAGAAUUGGGAGAAAAGGAUGUGAAAAUAAUGGAAUGCUUUAAAAUUGAGGAAACAGAAAGCCAUGAUUAG
This is a messenger RNA of Papaver somniferum (opium poppy), 1203 nucleotides long. Its product is annotated as F-box protein At3g07870-like. The record is from RefSeq and is a predicted model, not a curated record. Lineage: Eukaryota; Viridiplantae; Streptophyta; Magnoliopsida; Ranunculales; Papaveraceae. Gene Ontology annotation, molecular function: protein binding. The transcript has a single exon. Bases 1 to 1203 code for a protein of 400 amino acids.